AUGUUUAGCAGUCAAAAUAUAAAGAGUGGAAUUAAACGUGGUCAUAUUCUAAGCUAUAGCAAUGUUUUGUUGCAUCUCGAGCAAAAAACUUUCCGCAAAGGGCUAUCGACUAAUUCGAAUUUCAAAAGUCAAAACUUAGUAUUUCGUGCAUCAAGACCUGUUUUUUCGAGAUCAGUUUUGAGAAUUCCUAAAAGACAUGAAACAAGUGGAGCAGCGCCUAUUAAUUCAUUACCAGUUGGAAAUAAAAAAACAGCAAAAUUUAGGCUAUUAACUGUGGUGGGGACUUCAUUGGUUGGCAGCGUGAUUCUCUUGAUUUUAGAUUAUAGACGUAACCUAGUCGAAGCAGAAAAACAUGAAAUUAAAGAAUUAAUAUCGUGUGGACCAACGGGUGGCCCGAAAAAUUUGCCUAUUGCACAGCAUUUAACUGACGAAAAGGACUUUGAGGCUGAUAAACCACGGCUAUUGAUCCUAGGUUCCGGUUGGGGGGCUGUAUCAGUUUUGAAGGAACUUGAAAAAGAUCAAUACUAUGUAACAGUAGUCUCUCCACAAUCCUUACUGGAACCUAUUCGUAGUAUAUUAAAGAGGAUUCAUGGACAUUUUAUAGAGGCAAAAGCCAUAGAUGUAGAUUUUGAAAAUAAUCUAGUAGAAGUCAAACGAAGCGACGCGCCUGAUAAAUGCUUUUAUGUUCCAUAUGAUAAGCUCAUUAUCGCUGUUGGAUCGCAAUCAAUAACUCAUGGGAUCGAAGGGAUAGAGCACUGUCACUUUCUAAAAACUAUCAAUGAUGCCCGAAAACUUCGUAGAACUAUUAUGAAUAAUUUUGAAAAGGCGUCUUUACCAAGCACAACACCAGAAGAGAGAAAGAGACUUUUGAGUUUUGUUGUAUGUGGUGGAGGUGUCGAAUUUGCUGGUGAACUAUAUGAUUUUCUGACAGAGGAUCUUUUUAGAUAUGUGAGUUGCGAUUUCUCAUCUAAAUUGGUACUCGUAUCAAAUAUGACGUUAUUAACGUUGAUUCAGUUCCCCAUAGUUCUCCGAAAAGAAGUAAGGGUUUCAAUCAUCCAGAGCCAGGAUCAUAUACUGAACACUUAUGAUGAGAGAAUAAGUAAAUUUGUUGAGAAAAAGUUCAGUCGCGAUAAAAUUAAUUUAAUCACAAAUGCUCGAGUUUCCAAAAUAAAAGAGGAUUGUGUUGUAUACAAAUACCAAAAAACUGGAGAAGAAAAGGAACUUCCUUAUGGAUUAGUAUUAUGGUCAACUGGAAUCGCGAUGAAUCCGCUGACGAGAAUGAUAUCAGAAAAAAUUCCCGAACAAAAAAAUACGCGUGCACUUGUUACCGACGCUCGAUUGCGCUUAAAAGGUGUUCCAAACUCCACAGUCUAUGCACUUGGGGAUUGUGCAACUAUUGAGAAUCCAAAUUUAGUUAAGCAAUUGGUGCAGUUUUUCAUUGAUGCCGACGAGGAUGAGAGCGGUUAUUUAGAUUAUAAAGAAUUUAAGGCGCUAGCCCUCAAGAUUGCCAAUCGAUAUCCAAUUACAUAUAGCCAUCUGAAAAAAGCUUCCGAACUCUUUAGGAAGUAUGAUAAAGACAAAAACGAUGAACUUGAUCUUCAAGAGUUAAAAGAGAUGUUUCAAGAUAUCGAUAAAAAAUUAACUUCGUUACCAGCUACUGCACAAGUAGCGCAUCAACAAGGAAAAUAUCUCGGCAAAAAAUUAAAUAAAUUGGCACUUGCUGAGAAAACAAAAAUAAUUCAAACAAAUAAAGCAGAUGUAGACCAUAAAAAUCUUUCGCUUGAUUUAGAUGAUGCGUAUCCACCUUUCCACUAUGCUCAUCUGGGGUCGUUAGCGUAUAUUGGUAAUGCCGCAGUGGCAGAUUUUGGCAUGGGAUGGACAUGGAUGGGCGGCUUGACUGCUGUUUAUUUAUGGAAAAGUGUUUACUUAAGUGAGCAAGUCUCUUUUCGUACUCGAGCUUUACUCGCUUUGGACUGGACAAAGGUUGAGUUCAUUAAACAAGAAGCCAAAGAAAAAGCUCGUGAAAUACAAUUGAAGGCCGAUGAAGAAUUUAACAUCGAGAAGGCAAAACUUGUACGUCAAGAAUCAAUCAACAUCGAAGCCACCUUUCAACGUAAAAUAAAGCAAGCUGAAGUGGAAAAGAAAAUUGAACAGUCAAAUCUCAUUAAUAAAUCGCGUCUCAGGGUACUUCAGGAACGCCAACAAAAAUUGGAAAAUCUGUUUACUGAUUCUCGAGCCGCUCUCAAAGAUAUUUCGGAAGAUAAAACCAGUUACCAAGAUUUGUUGAAGAAUUUGAUAUUAGAGGGUCUCUUUCGAUUAAUGGAUGAAAAUGUCAAUAUAGUUGCAAGGAAAUCAGACAUUGAUCUAAUAAAUGCGGCCAUAAAAGAUGCAAGCAACGAUUACACUAAUCAGUCGAAAUUACCAAUCAAUAUUCAAGUUGAUUCCAAAGAACAUUUACCAGAUUCAAGAAUAAAUAAUACACUUGAGGAAAGGUUGUCUUUGGCUCAGGAAGAACUGCUUCCCGAAAUUCGUAUAUUGCUUUUUGGUCAUUCUCCAAACAGAAAAUUCUUCAAUUAA
Molecule: messenger RNA, 2577 nt
Organism: Ambispora leptoticha
Lineage: Eukaryota; Fungi; Glomeromycota; Glomeromycetes; Archaeosporales; Ambisporaceae
Source: the annotation of a GenBank genome assembly